AGACAUAAGGAAAGAGGAACAUACCAAAAUGUCACCUGAAGUAGCCUUGAACAGAAUUUCUCCAGCACUCUCACCCUUUAUUUCCAGUGUGGUCAGAAAUGGAAAAGUGGGACUGGAUGCUACCAAUUGUUUACGGAUUACAGACUUGAAAUCUGGCUGUACAUCCUUGACCCCUGGACCUAGCUGUGAUCGGUUUAAGCUACAUAUCCCUUAUGCUGGAGAAACACUCAAAUGGGAUAUAAUUUUCAAUGCUCACUAUCCUGACCUGCCACCAGAUUUUAUCUUUGGAGAGGAUGCUGAAUUUUUGCCAGAUCCUUCUGCCUUGCAUAACUUAGCUUCUUGGAAUCCUUCAAACCCUGAAUGUCUCCUCCUUGUUGUGAAAGAGCUUGUGCAGCAGUAUCACCAAUUUCAGUGCAGCCGAUUACGUGAGAGCUCUCGUCUCAUGUUCGAAUAUCAGACUUUACUUGAAGAGCCCCAGUAUGGAGAAAACAUGGAAAUCUAUGCUGGCAAGAAAAACAACUGGACUGGAGAAUUCUCAGCUCGCUUCCUCUUGAAGUUGCCUGUAGAUUUCAGUAACAUUCCUACGUACCUGCUCAAGGAUGUGAAUGAAGACCCUGGAGAAGAUGUUGCACUUCUCUCAGUUAGCUUUGAGGAUGCAGAAGCCACUCAGGUUUUUCCUAAGCUGUACCUCUCCCCGCGUAUUGAACAUGCACUUGGAGGAUCAUCUGCCCUUCACAUCCCAGCCUUUCCUGGUGGAGGUUGUCUUAUCGACUAUGUACCCCAAGUAUGCCAGCUGCUAACAAACAAGGUACAAUAUGUUAUUCAGGGAUACCAUAAGAGAAGAGAGUAUAUUGCAGCUUUCCUGAGUCACUUUGGAACUGGUGUGGUGGAAUAUGAUGCAGAAGGCUUCACAAAACUUACCCUGCUGCUGAUGUGGAAAGAUUUUUGCUUUCUUGUUCACAUUGACCUUCCCCUAUACUUUCCUCGAGACCAACCAACCCUAACAUUUCAGUCCGUCUACCACUUCACUAACAGUGGCCAGCUGUAUUCCCAGGCCCAGAAGAAUUACCCUUACAGCCCGCGCUGGGAUGGCAAUGAAAUGGCCAAGAGAGCAAAGGCAUAUUUCAAGACGUUUGUCCCUCAGUUCCAGGAGGCAGCAUUUGCUAAUGGGAAGCUUUAGGCAGCCUUGGGCACAGAGAUGAUACUGGAGAGAUCCUUCAAUCUGCGUGCACAGCCCACAAGAAGAGCGCCUGGCAACGGGUUGGACUGUCUUGAUGGGUGCUUUCUUGCCUCUGAAAUCGUUUUGGUAGCUUCAGGUUUUGUCAGGUUUCUGAAACAAAAGACCUCACUAACAUGCUUAAAACUGCAUAUUUGAUAUUUGGCCUGGCCCUUUGCCUUUGACACCACCAUUCCUUUAUAUAUCUACUGGAUUAAAUUGAAAAGGGUGUGUUUUGAUGUGAUAACAUAUUCUUGUGCCAACAAUGUCCUAUAUGUUAUGCCUUGUUUCUUUGUCUUCAGGUGGUGUAAAUUGGAUGUUUCCCCCCCCCCCCCAUGGAAAUACAGUGUAGUUUGUAUAUUUAGUUGCCAUAUCCAGUUUACCCUAAGCAAAUACAAAACUGCCGUACGUACCAGGAAUGCCUAAUGGACUGUACAGUGCCAUGUUCUGCCUGGGAGGUUUGUGUCUCGCUGUGGUUGUUACUCUCACAGGUAUGGAUAUGAGUUGCACACUUCGAUUCUCAGUGCCUUUCAAGUUGGUCUGCUAUUAAUAUGGCAAGGUAUUGGAGGGGUUUGGUUGUUUUGAAUACUUCAGUUGAAAGCUCAUAUGAAAUGUUGUGCUUUUAUGCUUUGUUUUUGUUUCCAGUUGUACAAUUUCAGUGGUUUGUUGUUUUUUUAUGAACUCCCCUUGCCAUUAUGAAAAAGUUCUACUUCUUUAGUACCAGUGUGUGAGGAACUAGUUAUAUAAAUCACAGUAACAAAAUAAGCUCUCUCAUAGACCUGUAAUUUUUCCGAAUAAGAUAAAUACUGCUGAGAAGCAAACUUUCAACAAAGGAAUGAAUGAUGUCUUGGAAAAUAACAGAUGAAAUACUGUAGAGCUGCAGGUAUUUAGCUUAAUGCUUAAGUUCAACAUGUCUUCUCAGAAAUAAUUUUAAGUGAAUAUAACUGGAAACAUUACCUCUCCUAGUUGUGAAGUGCAAAAUCCCACCUAUUCAUCCUUUCUUUCAUGCUUGUGUCAGGCGCACUGGUUGGGGCUAAAAUUGUCACGAUGUCACUUCCCAAAUUAAUUGGUAAAGAGACCAGGGUACUUUCCAGUAAGGAAUAAAAUUAACAGUGCAUGGAAAAUACACUGUUACUUCUGCUAAAAUAUAAGGAACUAAAUGAAUAGUAUGCAGAUGAUACAGUGGCGCUGGAAAACAUUUAAUUUGGAAUUAUCCACUAUAGCACUACUAUCUGCUUAUGUGAUGAAAUCUCAUCAAAUUACUUGAUUGGCAGUAUUCUCCUACCCUUUCUCAAACUUAUUAUUUUCCAUUAAAAUUAGUGCUUUCCAGGCUAACAUCCACCUAGGAAAUGCAGAUGGGGUUUGAGCAGCAAAGCUUAAUAAUUAAGAAUUAUGCAAAUAAUUUGCCUCUAGAAACUACAGGUAUUUUUAGCUAGUUUAUAGGCAAAAGUUUAGUUUCUGUUUAAUACUGAAUGUCUUGGCUGGAAAUCAAGCUGCAAACAAAAUCAGAAGCCUUAUUGCAAGAGGAGGAGGCAGGUUCUGUCCUGAGGGUUGUGAACAGCUCCAAAGGUCUAAGCCUGAAUUCCCUCUAUCGGAGGCAUUGCAUUAGGCUUUUGCAUGCAAACCAAGACUUAGAAUCAUAGUAUCAUAGAAUAGUUAGGGUUGGAAAGGACCUUAAGAUCAUCCAGUUCCAACCCCCUGCCAUGGGCAGGGACACCUCACACUAAAUCAUGGCACCCAAAGCUCUGUCCAACCUGGCCUGGAACACCAUCAGGGAUGGAGCAUUCACAACUUCCCUGGGCAACCCAUUCCAGCGCCUCACCAAACUUAAAGCAGACGUGGAGGGUUAUGGUUUUAUGUGAAUAGCAACACCAUAAGUGCACAACCUUACAUGACUGAAGACACAUUUUGUUCCGUAUACCAGGAUGAUCCCACUUCUGCAUUUCUUCAGGUAAAAGUCAAAGCCACACACAUAUUCAAGAAUAAGCUAACUCUUGUGAACAGGGUGGGAGAAGGAGGAUGGCUAAUGUAAAACAUUUGUUUUCAUAGUGUUCAAAACCUGAUAGAAACCAUCUCUAGCCAUCUUCAAGAGAUUAAAAACAAGCCUUCAAGUUGCAUCUGUAGAUUCGUGGAAUUGUGUUUUAUAUCCUCAUGUUUCGUUCAAUGUUGUAGUGGUUGCUCCAUGAACAGUGUUCUUCAAUGUUCUAACGUGAUUCAAAGACUAGCAAAUGUUAUUAAUGACAAAGUAUUUCAAAGAAGAGGUCCUCUCUUCACAGUUACUAUGAGUUGUCAACCAAAAAUCCAUCCUUCACCUUAGUCCUAGUACAUUUGGACAAAAGACUGCAUUACUGUUAAAGGACUAAGAGUUUUAGAAGCCAUGGAAGAAAUACUUGGACAAUAUAAAAUGCCUAAACCAGCAGUUCCUUGUGUUGAAUUCAGUAGUUUCACCAACUUUUCAUUGAUAUAUAUGGAAAGGAACCAAUGGUUUCAGUCUAAAUUUUUCAUCAUGUUGCAACAGGUAGUACUUGGGGGGGAGGGUAGAAAUGGAACUGUUUGUGUUUAAGAUGUGUAAAAUGAAGUCUUCAAGCUUAUCAAUUUUUAGAUUAGCAGAUAUUGUGCUUACACUCAAUGAACAUUUCUUUAUUUCAAAGCCACCAUACACUCUGACCUGCAAAGUAUUUUAUGGAGCUCUUCCUGAUGGCUCUCAGAAGAAUGUAGGGGUGUUAGCACUACAAAUGGGGCUGGAAGGAAGGGCAUAGAAAUGAGAGAAAUCAUCUCUCUGGAAGGAGGAAUACCAUAUAAAUGUUACAUUGGAAAAGAGAGUUAGUUUAAUUUCAUAUCAAAUCAAGCAUUUGUUGAAGGCAUUUAAAUUAUCCACAAAAGUUCUAAUUUAAUAAAUUUGAGUUAUUUCUAUUAUAUCCUUUUCUAUGAUAUCCAUUGCAGCUGCUUUAAUGGCAAUGAGGCUUUCAGCACUUUUUUUUCCUG
Melopsittacus undulatus (budgerigar) is the source of this 4201-nucleotide messenger RNA. It is a transcript of the gene BABAM2, whose product is annotated as BRISC and BRCA1 A complex member 2. Gene Ontology annotation, biological process: double-strand break repair. Lineage: Eukaryota; Metazoa; Chordata; Aves; Psittaciformes; Psittaculidae. Bases 29 to 1180 code for a protein of 383 amino acids. The record is from RefSeq and is a predicted model, not a curated record. The transcript has 11 exons. Gene Ontology annotation, cellular component: BRCA1-A complex; BRISC complex.